Molecule: messenger RNA, 1590 nt
Organism: Phanerochaete carnosa HHB-10118-sp
Lineage: Eukaryota; Fungi; Basidiomycota; Agaricomycetes; Polyporales; Phanerochaetaceae
Exons: 11
Coding region: 1-1590 (529 amino acids)
Biological process (GO): transmembrane transport
Cellular component (GO): membrane
Molecular function (GO): transmembrane transporter activity
Source: RefSeq, a predicted model, not a curated record
AUGAGCUCACGAGGGUCUGGUUCGUACGACGAGAAGGUCGACAUCAAGGACGGAGUUUCAGGGGUCGCUGUCUCUGAGCUCCCACCCCACCAUGUUGCCUUCACCAACGAUCAAGUUGAUACGGCCGCCCAGCUCGUCGCUGGUCAAGACUUUGAUCUUGAUCCGGCUGAGGGAGCGCGAAUCAGGAAAAAGAUUGACUGGCAUAUCCUUCCCAUGAUGUGCAUGCUCUACUGGGUCCAAUUUAUGGAUAAGACCACUCUCGGCAGCUCCGCAAUCCUGGGCAUCAGACAAGCAGCUCACCUGACGACCAAUCAAUACAACUGGCUCGGCACGAUUUUCUAUCUGAGCUACCUUGUCUUCGAGUAUCCGCAAAACCUUGCUUUGCAGCGAUUCCCUGUCGGCAAAUGGAUGAGCAUCAACAUUUUUGUAUGGGCCGUUGCCUUGUGUAGCCACGCGGCUUGCAAAAGCUUCGCGAGUUUGUUCGUCGUUCGCCUUAUCCUCGGCAUGUGCGAGGGUUCCAUCACUGCGGGCUUUAUGAUCGUGAGCUCUAUGUUCUACACCCGCACGGAACAGACGCUACGUGUCGGCUAUUGGUUCUUGAUGAACGGCACUGCUCAAAUUAUUUCCGGAUUCAUUAGCUUUGGUGCUCUACACAUCAGCACCCCGAAAUUUGAGCCGUGGCAGUGGCUAAUGGUCAUCACCGGUAGCAUUACGCUUUGUAAUGCGAUCGCGUACUGGUUCUUCUUCCCUGACUCGCCCACAAAUGCCUGGUUUCUCACACCGGACGAACGUGCCAAGGCUGUGCAGCGCAUCAAAGGAAACCAAACCGGUGUCGAGAACAAGCACUUCAAGCUUGAGCAGGUUCGCGAAGCUCUGCUUGACCCAAAGACCUGGCUCUUCGCGCUUUUCAGUGCGGUGGAUAACAUCCCGAACAGUCUGACGAACCAGCGCCAGAUCAUCGUCUCAUCCUUCGGUUUCACGGCGCUCCAGACGACACUCCUUGGCUGCGUCGAUGGCAUGAUCGAGAUUGUCACCAUCUACGUGGGCGUGACUAUCGCAGCAAAAUUCAAAGACUCACGCGCAUACGUCGGAGCAGUGUUCUUUAUUCCCAAUUUACUGGGCGUGCUGCUGGUCAACCUAUUACCGUGGUCGGACAAGGUCGGUUUGCUGUUCGGACAGUGGCUUACUGGUGUCGGCACAACAGGCUUCGUUCUCUCGCUCUCCUGGCUCUCGAGCGUCACCGCAGGGCACACGAAGCGUGUCACAGUCAAUGCAAUCAUGCUCAUCGCGUACUGUGUCGGCAACGCCGCGGCGCCGUUCAUGUGGCAGGCAAAGUACCAGCCGCGGAACCAUAUCCCGUGGACGAUCAUCGGCAUCUCCUACGUUGUCUGUCCGAUACUCAUGCUCAUCAUCCGCUGGCUGCUCGCGCGCGAGAACCGACGCCGCGACGCUGAGCCCGUCGACGAUAGAUAUGAUGACGUCUAUGUUGAGAUUACCACUCCUGACGGGAAGAAGAUUGAGAAGAAAGUGUCCAAGGAAUUCCUGGAUCUUACGGACAUUGAAAACCGGGACUUCCGCUAUGUGCUGUAA